This is a messenger RNA of Neospora caninum, 10662 nucleotides long. RefSeq lists its product as hypothetical. The transcript has a single exon. Lineage: Eukaryota; Apicomplexa; Conoidasida; Eucoccidiorida; Sarcocystidae. The coding region runs from base 1 to 10662 and encodes 3553 amino acids. The record is from RefSeq and is a predicted model, not a curated record.
AUGGAGGCAGACAGAGAGGAGGACAUAGGGGCGUCGCGCCCUCACUCUUCUGCUCCCGCGGGCUGGCCAAACGCAAAUGCUCGGCCUGCUUCUGCGCCUGCUUUUCUCUCUCCCGCGUUCCCUCCUUCGUCUCCCGUCUCGGGAUGCCGAGAGGAUGAUGUCCAUGUCGAGGGGACCGGAGAGGAAGAAAUUCUUUUUUCCUUUCUCCAGCUGUGUGCCGAGUUGCCGGCGCUUCUCUCUCAGCUCGUCUCUCCCGCGAGAGGAGACUCCACGGAGACGGAGAGGAUGGGAGCGACGUCGCCUGUCCAUUCAGGUGUAUGUCCGCCUGUGGCAACGCGGGAUCCCUCGAAGGCGCAACGAUCCUCGUUGCCCUUCCUCGACCACGCGAGUCACCUUCCACCUUCGUUCGCCUCUCCAAACUCGGUUCCCCCUCCGUCGCUGUCCUCAUUCGUCACCCCUUCUCCGGCAAUGUCUUGUUAUUCUUCUGAAGAGCCUUUCUCCUCUUGUUCUCCCCGCCCGUUUUCGGGUUCGCCUCGGCUGUCUUCGCUGUUUCCUCCCUCUGCUUCGCGGCUUCCUCCUCGACUUCUCCAGUGGGCCGAAGCGGCCGUGGCUCUGGCGUGGCCGUGUCUCGACACCCCCGCGUUGCACGAAGCACUUUUGGAACUUUUCCUCGAGAGAGUAACGGAGGCGUUCCACUUGCAUGCGCAGCGGUUUCUUUGGGCGUUUGCCGACCCCGACUCUCUCCACAUGCACACAUCUCGCCAGCUGUCUCUUCGCGCCUCGGCUGGGCUCACCGCUUCCGAAGUCACAGGGAGAAGCUGCGGCCAUUCGUCGUCAUUGGUGAGCGCCUCUGCUCCGACCUGCUGUCUUUGCUCUUGCUGUUCGCUUUCCUCUUCGGGUUCUCCUUUCACGUCUUGCUGUCCUCUCUCGGCCGCCUUCGCCUCUCCCGCGGGGCGUGGCCGCCGUUCGUCUUCCUUUUCUCCCUGUGGGCGCAUGCAGGAAAAGGCCUGUGCCUCGGCGCAGAAAAGCGAGGAUUUCUCUGGCGUGUCACGGCGCCAGCUUGCCCCGCAGGAGAAAGACGAGCCGGCCUCAGGUGAAAGAAGGCACGCGUUUUCCGAGAGCGAGAACCUCGCAGGGGGAACGGAGAACGGCUGCCGAGCGAGAACGAGCACAGCGGACGGAGAAGCUGUCGAUGUCCUUGCUGUCCCCGGAUGCGUUGCGAUUGUGCCGCUGUCUUCCCUGUCCUCUCUCCUUCUUCACGGCUUCGCUACCUACGCGCUCAUGCUCGACUACGCGCUGGAACUCGCCAGUCUGCUCUGGUGUUGCUGGCCCUCGCUGGCGUGUGCGGCCGCCGGAAGGAGGCAAGGCGGGCACGCGAUGGAUGAAAAUGAGAAUUUCCAGAAGCAGAGGCGGAAAGGAGACCCCUCCGAGACGAAACACAGCGAGAGGACUGGAAGGGGGCGGAUAAAUCAGCGGCGAAGAGGGAGACGUUUGCAAGAAGAUCGCGCAGACGCGUGUAGAGCUGUAGCCGCCGGAGGGGAAAGCGAAGUGAAGCGCGCGCACGCGGCAGAAGACGAGGAGGAACGUGACCAGGCGCGAUAUGAGGUGUACAUACACCGCAUCAGAGAGGCGGCAAGUCUCGCAGCCGAGGCGCAUCGUCCGCCGCUCGCCGCGACCUUCGUCGAAGCUUUCCAGUCUCUUUCCUUCACUCUUUUUUCGCGUCUGCGUCUCUAUGGCGCUCUCGCGCCUCGCAACAAAACCUCUGAGGAAAAGGGCCAGGAACAGGAUCAUCGAAGACGCCCCGCGGAUGGCGAUGGCGCCGGCUCCUGUCAGGUUCUACCUCCGUUCCGACACGCGUGUACGGGUUGUGCUUUCGUUUCGCCGGGGGUUUCGGAGAGAAAGAACGGCGGGCUUUCUUCCGUCUCUUCCGCCGCUUUCUUGCAGGAGGAAGCAGUUUCGCAGUGUCUCGAUUGCGAGACCACAAGCAGAGGAAUCCACGAGUAUUGUCGCCUCUUUGACCAGCUCCAGGCGCGGCGGGCGCUCGCCGCCCUGAGCUCCACCGCCUGGGGGGCGCGCACAUCCCGAAGCCCCUUGGAGGCGCGACCGCGGUCGGAGGGCGCCCCAUGCGGAGACACCGAGGAAGAGCCCUUCCUCGGAGCGGCGUCUCUUCAUCUCCUGAGGCUCUACGAUCCCCUUCAGGGCGCGAUUCACUUCCCCUGCCAAGACGUCGACACAGGCGCAGCUUCGGAAGACAGCGACGAGGCCGAAACGGAAGAAGGACGAGCAGUGGAGACAGCCUUGCCUUUGCUCUACGCGGCGGUUACCGGCGCCGGGACAUCCGCGCCUCUUGGCGCAGCCGCUCCGCGCGAUUUCUCCGUUGAUGGGACGCGAGGAGAGGGCCUGCCUGCAGACGAAACGAAUGCAUGCGGCGUGGUUUCUUCCCCUGACAAACACCCCACUGUGGGCGCGUCUGGCGGCUCUCUGGACGAUCUCCUCCUUCCUCUGCUAUCCUUCUCGAGUCGCACGUCCGAGCCGCUUCGUCUUCUCCUCCCGUUCCUCAACUUGCUACGAGGAUCUUCUUCUUCCCAGUCUCCCCAUUCGUCUUCCGUCGCUUCCACUUCGGUUUCUUGGUUUUCCUCAGCUUAUUCGUCUUCGGCCCAGCGAGGGAGUCCCCAGAGUCGGGCUGCAGUGUACCUACGCCUGUUGGAUGCCCUGAGCGAGGUGCGAGUCCAGCAGCUCUGCAAGAGUGCCCCGGGGCAGCCUUCAGUUCUGCUGAUGCCUCAGUCGGCCGUCGCAUCCGGAUUUAGAGCUGUCCAGGGGGAGCAAGAAGACUGGGACAGAAGGUCAGUGAAGGAGGUGCACGAAGAAGCAGCAGGAACCGCAGCGCGCGAGAGACGGACAGGAAGGCGGGAUGGCUUCGAGGGAGGACCGUGCGUCGCUGGGGCGAGCUUUCCAGAGGAAGUCGAGAGCCGGAAAGACAAAUUUGGGGAGAAGGCGGACGCCCGCCGGUCUGAUCGAGCGACUGGAGAUGAAUCGGAGAAGACGCGUGAUACACUUCACACGUUGCCGGGGUGUUGUGUCGAAGGAAAAGCCUUCGGCACCUUUGUGGACGCAGCCGUCGAGGCUGUGGCGGGGACGGGGUGUAUGUACACCACAGAGCAGGACGCGGCCACAGGCGGCCGAGCCGGCGAGCCGCCAGGAAAGCGGCAAACGUGUGUUUCGUGUUCGCGGUGUCUCUCUGACUCUGCGGGAGACGGAAAGGUAGAAGGCACUGCGAGAAACCAUCGAGACUUGGUGGAUAUCUGUCACCCAGGAGGCCGCUCCGCAGGCUCUGCUCGGCGUCGAAGGAGCUCUGAGACACAGGCCCGAACAAUCAAGAAUUCGUUUCUCCCGUGUCUCGUGCACAACGCAGCCGAGCCUCAAGGUGCGCCACCCGUCUCUGUAGCUUCUUCGCCAUCCGCGUCAGCAUCUUCUCAUUCGUUUUCCUCCUCGACCUCCCCCUCCACCCUUUCGAGUCCCGGCAGCAUUUCUCUCCUGUGCGUGUACCUAGACGACAGCAGUGGAUCUCCCGGUUCGUGUCCGAACAGCCUGUCUGCCGCCUCGCCCCCGCUCGCUUCUCCGCUUUUUCCCGAUCGUCCACCUGCCCUGGCCGCUGCCCUGAGGUGUCUGCACACCUCGCCGUUUUUUCUCCCGUCGUUUGCGCAUGCGCCGGACGCCGCAGCUCCGCCGUCGGAGCUUGGCGCCGGCCGCUUUGGGGCCUUCUUCAGUCUGUCCUUGUCGGCCGAUUUCUUCUCUUUCCUUGGCCAGGAGUCUCUGUGGCGGGAUGGGCUUUUUGCUGUGCUUCUUCGGCGGCUCCGCGAAGACUGCCUGUCUCUGGACGAGACGUCAGCUCCUGCGUUUGGCCAGCGCGCGAGCGAAGACGCUGACCUCUCUGGUCCUUCGCGAAGAAACCGGAAAAACCGGCUGGGCUUCCCUCUUGCCCAGUCACAGCCCGAAAGCCAGUUUCAGCCGCUUCUGCGUCUUCUCACCGAGCACUGCCACCCUUUCCUGCAUCUCUGCUGGGGAGGCCUCGCCCCUUUUCUGCGUUCGUCUCCGCUCUCGUCAGACUCAAAAACAACCGCGCCCCAAUUGGGACUCCUCUCGGCACGCGCCGACGCGUUUCCCGUUCUCUCUGGGCUUUCCGGAGCAGGCGUCGCGUCGCCCUUUCGCACUCAGUGUGUCUGCGGUGUAUGUACACCUGCCGAGAUCGCGGGGCGGCCGGCUCUCGACGUGGACGCGAGGCAGAAGCAUCUGCGCGACUUGGACGUCGGUCUCUGCAGCCUGGGGGUGACGGCGCUUCUUCUUUUGCGCGAAAAGAGGCUCGCGGACUUGGCCACGUUCACACACCAUUUCCCUGCCUCGCUUCCGCUCCUCGCCGACCUCCGCGCUGCUGACCUUCUCCUGCGCUGUCACAGCUACGUCGGCGCUGGUCCUGCGCUCGCCCUUGCCUCGUUUCUUGUUCCUCGGCGGAGAGCCACUACCUCAGGCCGCAGGCGGCAAGGACGUUCCGAGAGGACAUGGGGCGGGAAAACCUGGAUCGAAGGAGAAAAACGGCGGAGCCGCGAGGGUGGUCCUGGUUCUGGGGAGGCGGUGUCGGAGAACGAAGCUCAGACAGUCUUUGAGGUGCCUUUGACAGCCGACGCCGUGGGCUAUGAGUUCCGGGAUGUGGUGCGGAAGGACCUCGUUCCGCAUUUUCUCGGUCUGCUGCAUGCGCGGCAGAACCGCGUCCUCGAGCGGUCUCGCUGGGGGGCGUCUCUCGCCGCGCAGCUCAGCGCCGUGUUGGGCCGCUGUUCCCGAGUCGAGGAGCGACGCAAGGUCGAGCGUCUGUUUCGUUUCGAUUUGGGCGCGAAGGAGCAGACACGCCGCAGAGAAGAAGGAUUCCUUCUUCUGUCGCUCGGCACGCUCCUCGCCCAGCUCCUCCUCACUCUUCACUUUCUCCGCGUCUCCCCCCGCACCGCCCGGCGCGUUCUCACCCCCUUUCGUCGGUUCCUCCUCACAGGCCUCUCGCGCCGCGACCUGGAGACCCUCGCCUUCGCCCUCUUACCGGCUCUCCACGGCUUGGACCUUCUCCUCGCCGGGAAGAAAGAGCGAGAGAGAGACGGUGGGAAGAAAGGCGAUCCGGCGGCGGCCGGCAACUCGCCGAGCGGGGAAGAGGAGACGGAAGAAACGAAGCCUGAAGGCGCGCUCGCGUCGCGGGACCACGGCGCCGAGGCCGUGGGAGAGGACGAUGACCAGAUUGCCGCGCAGGAAAGGAGGUGCGCCGUGGUCUGCCCGAGUCGCAAGCGCCACAACGGGCGGGGCAUCCGACGCGGCCUGCCCCGCGGCUCUGCCGCGUCUGAGGCGUUUGUGCAAGCGCUCGCCAGCGACGCUCCCGGACCCGCGUGUCUCUGCGAUCUGGUUGCAUGCGCGAAAGAAAAGGCCGGCUUGGAGGACGAGGCAGCGGGCAGAGACGCAGGCCGCACAGACGGAGAUCUCCACAAUCAAGGCGCAGCCAUGGACAGCGGCGGAGACAGCCUGCCAGUGGUCGUGCAGACGCGUUCGCGGCGCCGACGUCGAAGCGAAGCGAGAAAGUCGGGGGGAGUGUCCUCGGCGUGUGUGCGAAGGAGACAGGGUGAGAGCCUUCGCCGGACGUCGAGGCGAAACUGGCGAGGAGGAUCGGGCCGCGAGUCUAGAGAAUCAGACUCUGUCGGAGACGCGGCUGGAGGAGGCCACCGGGAAUGGCUUGGGGAGAUUGAGAGUGGACCGGAGAGGCUCGAAGCGCCCACACCUGCCUGUCCACAAAUAUCACUUGUCUCAGCUUCCACCCUCGGUGGGGCCCGCCGUCGCUGCUCGCCUUACGGGCGGGAUCAAGACGCGGCUAGCUGUUGGAGUUACAUGGUUUCUUUGAAUUGGCUAGCUCGAAGUGGGCCGGAGGACUGCGAGGCGUCGAUGGACUCGAGCGAGUCGGACGAAGACGAGCACGGUUCCUUCCUCGCAGAGCGAGGGCUUCUCGAUGGUCCUGGAGCCUGUGCCUCGCCGCGCGCGUGUCAGGAGAAUGAACGACGCGGAGAGAGGCUCCGGCCCGACCUCGGCGAGCGAGACGGAGACGAACUCGCGGCUAUAGGGGCGCCGCCCGGGCGCCGCAGCUGGCCGUGGGGCGGCGGUGCGCGAGGCCGAAGACGGACGUUGAUCGACUUUUACAUUGAACUCGUUGGAGGACCUCUGCGCUUCGCCACGGUGUAUAGACAGCGCCUGGCGCAGCGGCUCGCCGACGUGAAUUUCUUCGCCCUAGUCAAGCAAGCAGAGCUCGUCAAUGUCGAGGCUGCUCGUGCCAAGGCUCUCCCCCCUUUAUCCGCCGACGCGCCUCUUCUCUCCGGUCUCCGCAGCAGGACGGCCAGGGAAGGGCGCGACGCGUGCACUGGAGAGGCGGCGGGCGAAGGGAGCGAAUACGGAUCGGGCGGGGUCACCGAUUUCGGCGUCUCGACCGCGGCUGGAUCUUCGCCGCCGAUGGCAUCUCUGUUGCGCCUGUACGCAGAGGCUCGGCAGCGGGAAGCCACGACUGCCACGGCGUCUUCGCUCGCGCCGGCGCUUCUGGAUUCUCACUCUGUGCCGAGAUUGCUCGAGUCUCUCGCCUCGCUCACGGACUAUGUGGAUCAGGCGGUUUCAGCCCACCGAGGGGACGGUACGUUCCUCUCGCUCUUUCCUUCGUUCGCCGCGACAGCGUCGGCCGAGGCGCGUGGAGACAGCGAGGACGCGCCCCCGAGCAGCCUUGAGGGCCGCGAGGAAGACGAAGCUUCUCGGAGUGCCGGCAGUCUCUCAAGCUGCCGCAUCAUGCUCAGUGACGCGCGAACGAAUGUGCAGGCGUGCGUGCUUCUGGAAAGCAACAGACGACAGCUCCUGGAGCUUUUCGAAACAAAGAGAGAAGAGAGCCGGAAGAGCCUCUGGGGCGAGACCUCCACUCUCGCGCACCCGAGCGGCUCCAACGGAAAGAGCACGCGGCCGUCCGACGACGCAGGCGAUAUGGAGGCGGAAUGGGACGAGGAGAAAGCGGAGGGAGGCGAGGGGACUCCGAGUCGCCGGCGAGCGCCUGGCCCGAGGUCUAUGUACACCGGAGACCGCGAAGGCGGCGAGGAGCCCCGCCGCGGAAGCCAAGGCCCUCGGGGAGUUCGCCGCCUCCUGCGGCCCGCGCUGGUUUCGCCUGCAUGCGACGACCUCGCUCAGACGCCUGUUCGGCUAGCGCCCGCGAAGGCCAGCCGUGGCAGACGCGCAUGCAGUCGGCAGAGAAAGACGCGCGGAGACGAGCUGGCUCUCGGCGAAGCGUCGGGCGAGCGGCGACACGCGGAAGAGAGCGAGCGGAGUUUCGACGCUGGCGAGCCGCCGGCCGCGGGCGACGCGCCCGAGGGCCCUCGGCGCACGAGCAGCAGGAGCAGUUUCUGUUGGCCCGGAAGCCAGAGCGUUCGCCUGCAGAUCCGAGACGAAGACGGCUUCGUGCCUUCUCCCAGUGAUGCCGAGCUGCACGCACUCGCGCGCGAAGACGUGGCCGACCCAGAGAGUGUGUUUGACGGCCUCGCGUGCACACCGUCGCAGAUGUCUGUGCGGCUGCCGUCGCAGCCGCAGCGGCGGCGCUCUGCCCGCGCGCAGACCUUCUUCGAAGACACAGACGAGGACGAGGGCGACGCCGCUCCCCUGUCGGCUGCGGGCCGCGCAGGCUCUGAGCGCCUGUCGCGCUCGCGGCUCUCGCCGCUGCGCUCUCCCUUGUCGGCGUCGUCCGCCUCGCCUACGCCGUCCAGGCCGCGACGCAGUUUGCGCGUGGCGCUGCGUCGCCGCACCACGGCGGGCUCCGCGGGAUUCGGCGUCGGCCCCUUUUUUCCUCAGGCGCGGGACCGAGCAGGCGCAGAGACCGCCGGGGACUCCCCUGUGCAGAGGACGAUUCUCGGCGACGGCGCGCGCCAGCACGGAGCGCCGGCGACUCUCGCGAGUGCGUUCGGAGCCUUCUCGCGAUCGACGAGUUCUGUCGCCUCUCUCGCCGUGGGGACUGCUGCACGCGAGGUCGCGCCCGCGUCAGCGGGUGUCUCCUGCCCCGCGUCCGGACCCGGGUGGGCGUUUCUUAGAGAGGCCUCCCUCUCGCUUUGCCUCCCCUCCCUCACAGUGUGCCUCGCCGCACUCUUCUUCUGGCCCUCGCCAAUGUCUCCCUGCGCGCCCGCGCCCGCCGCCGCGAACGGAUUCCCGGGGGAUGCGGGCGCAUCCGCGACGGGUUGCUGGGGGGUCGCGACACGGCAGCAGCCAGUGCCUCAGAAGGGCGAAAUGCAAUGUCUGCCGCUCCUGCUUCGCGCGGCUGAGCGGGAGUGCACGCGGGCGUAUCAAGCGAACUGCCACGGCCGCUGGGUCCCAGAGUUCUUCCACAGAGACUCGCUCGUGGAAAUCGAACUUUCCCUAUGUGGAAGCUGCUCGUACGCGGCUGCAUGCACGUGCGAGAGCGAGUCCCGGGCGCGGCGCGCGUGGGUGUCUGUACACCAGGCUGCGAUUCUGCUGCUCCUCGACGGCCAGGAGAUGGAGAAGGACGGCGAGGACGCCGCAGCGACAGGUGCCGGAAACGGGACGUCCUCGGGUUCAGUGCGUUUCGGCGAGAACCAAGGUCGAGAGCUCCCCGCGCCAGGUUCCGCGGGCACAUCCAGGCGCGACGCCGAGACCGACAAGGAAAACGGAGAUGUUGCGAGUGGGAGCGAGAGGACGCGGUCUGUGCUUCGCCUGUCCGCGCAAGAGAUCGCCGACAGUCUCAAGAUCGAAGUCCGGCACCUGCGGAGACACCUGAAGAUUCUUCUCGUCGGCGGCUGGGUCGCGCGUGCCCGACGGAGCGCGUUGCGGGGCGAGGUGCGCGACGAGAAGAGCUCCAGAGAGGCAGAAGAGAAGGCGGAAGGGGGCGAGGGUGGCAGGAGCGGUUGGACUGGCAGAGCGCGCGUCGGGCGCUGGGAAUCGUGCGGAGAGUCGAGAGCCGAAGCGAGACAGAGGACGAAGAUGGAGGCCGAGCGCGGAACUGGGGGGAUGCGAGGAAGCGCCGGCGAGGAGCGACAAAAGCGAGGGAGGCGAGAGCGAGAAGAGAAAGACGACUGGGUGUAUUUUCUCGCGCCCGAAGAGAGCCGGCCGCCUCAGCCGGGGAGUCCUGUCGGCGGGAAACGCGUGCCGGGGGCCUUCGGAGCGGAGGCAAGUGCGGGCGAUGGGCACAGAGGCGACACAGGCGACGCAGCUGGAGACGCGAGAGAGAGAGGAAAGAGAGACGGCCGGAUGCCAACAGGGCACACUUUUGGUUUGGUUUCCUCUUCGGAGCCGCGCGCGAUUCCUCAUCCCCUCUGGCGGACGGAGGUGACGAGCGGCCGCGAGGGAAGCCGCAGACACCCGAGCCGUGUCCCAGCGGGCGUGGGGGGAGCUGGCCCGUCUCGGGAGAGAGGCGCGCGAUUCGAGGACGCGAUGGGAGAAGCCGAGAAGAGGACGGGGCAAGGCGGGGCCGAUUGCGCGGAAGCCGGGGAGAUGGACGCAGACACGGAAUGCGAAGGAGAGACGUUUUCUCGGCUGCACAGAGGCGCCCGUCUUCCGCUUUCAGGUUCUCGGUCUGAGACCCGCGCGAGGGCUCGCCGCUCCCCGUGUGCGUCUGAGGCUCGGCCUCGGUUGGCUUGGAGACAUGCGGAUGCGUUUUCACGCGAGACCGAGAGCGACCGGCCGUUCGCGUCUCUGCCGCCGUCGUCACCCCGCUCGGAGAGGGAGAUCUUGGAUGCGCGCCGGAGACCUCGGCGCGGCCGCGAGCGUCCGCUCCACGCUUCCGCGGCAGACUGGCCCAGGCAGGAGAGACGACGGCACUCCGACGGGGAAACGGAAGAGUAUGCUACCGAGACCGAAGACAGUUUUCGAUCGGGGGGGAACUGUUUGGAGGCGACGCCGUUCGCAUGUGGCGAGGAUCUGGACCUUUCCCAUCCUCAGCCCCUGCCAUUCUCGUCGCUCCCUUCUCAGAGGAGAAAGCGAGACAGGGGACACGCGGUCGAGUCCGAGGCCGUCGCGCUCUGGCCAGCCCGCGAAAAGGCGAUGGGCCACCUCGCUGGCUUUCUGCACGACGCGGGCUCUGACGCGGGCGAAGGUGAGCGAAACCUCCAUCUGCUGUCGGCCGACAUGAUUGAACCGAGGACGUCGACGAUCGCAGAUUUUACGGAGGGCGAAGAAGACGAGGAGCGUCUCCGGCGGCACGAGGACUCGCCCGACAAGCGUCAGUCGGUCUCGCAAGCUGCCGCGUUCGCCCUGGGGCGCGGACCGAACCAGGAGCUGCGCAUGGGCAUGGCAGCCUUGGCCUCAGGCGUACGUACACAGCGCGACGAGGCGGCCGAGCGCUUCAUUCUGGAGAUAAUGCGGGAGCGGGCUUCGAACGUGUCCAACGUUCUCCACAAGGCCACGCCGUCCUUCGUUCUUCUGGCUCGCAUGCAGCAGCGGGCGAAGCAGAUGAAUGAGAAGAAGGCCGAGGACGGACUCGAGGCGGCAGAGGGAGAAGGGACAACGCAGCUCAAGUCGUGGAAGCACGAAGAAAUCCUCGAAAUGUUGCAAGCCCUGGAGAGAGAAGGCCGAGUAAGGAAAGUCUGUGGGAACUGGGAACUCGUUGAAUAG